Messenger RNA from Clunio marinus, 495 nucleotides. The record is from the annotation of a GenBank genome assembly. Lineage: Eukaryota; Metazoa; Arthropoda; Insecta; Diptera; Chironomidae.
AUGAAGUUUGGCUCAUGGGACUUUGAAAUACAUCGUUUGCUAUUGCAGAUGUUUAGAGCAGAAAAGAGAAACUCUGAUGGAGAAGACAUUUCAGUGGACGAGCCUCCACUUCAGGAUGAAUCUCAUUUCAAUUGUUCAACUUUAUGCAAUCCUGAUGAAAGUGUCAGCGACAAAUGUGAAAGUGACACAACUUUGAAUAGAUUUUUCAAUAAUUCACCGUCGAUUAAGAAUCCUGAUCAUGUUGUGACACAUUCAAAGACUUUCAAGCCUGGUCAACUGAAUAGUUUCAAUAAUAAAACAAGACGGUUUUGCAGAACGGAGAAAAUUGCUUUGAAUGUCGGUAAACCUGGUAAACCAAAGACGACUCUUGCUCAUGUCAAUGAUCGUCAUGCUGGUUAUGACAUUGGUGAGAUGAACACGUCUGAUGAUUGCACUGUUGAUAACUUUCAGCAAGCACUUGAAACAAAAGCUUCAAGACACUUUGGAUUUGACUGA